CAGGGUAUCGUCAAGAGUCCCAUCUUCGUCACCACAAACAACACCAAAUGGUUUCUAAGACUAGACUUGCGGCACAUCCAGUGGCGUAAGAGUCGUAUAGGUAUUCACCUGCUUCUGGACCACUGUCCCGAUGGCAGACAAUCGGUGGACAUCGAGUUCAACGCCUUCAAAGUGGCGUUGAAUGAGUGGACAAACGCCAAAGAGUUGGUCACAAUAUUUAGCAAACGCUCGCUCGUGAAGCCCGGGGAACCGUUGGGCGAAGAGAUUGUCUUCGAUGACUACUUCCAGGACGAGACCAACUUCGUGGUCUACUUCGAGAUCAUUCACGCCGAUAGUCAGCCAUCGAUCAGCGAUAAAGUGGGCAAUCAUUUGGUGGAUGACCUCAAGUCGAUGAUCAGUGAUACUGGCGAUGGUUUCGGUGAUGUGAAGCUCGUGGUUAAGGGCCGGGAGUUUACGGCACACAAGUGUGUCCUUAGCGUCAGGUCGAGGGUCUUCAGCGCGAUGUUCGCCACAGAUAUGAAGGAGUGUCACGAGAAUCGUGUUAACAUCGACGACAUGGAUGUCGAUGUCUUUGAACAACUGUUGUCUUUCAUCUACACUGGAAUCGCACCACAAAUCGAUUCAUUCCCCGAAGAACUGCUCGUUUGCGGCGAAUUCUACGGCAUAACAGACCUCAAGAGUAUCUGCGAAGAGAUUUUGUGCCAAAACCUGGCGGUCGAGUCAGCCAUCGAUUUGCUGUCGUUUGCCAUCAAAUACAACGCAAACACUCUUAAGGAGAGACUCAUUGACUUCAUAGCAGAUAAUUAUCUGGAGAUUGAGACCAAAUGCAGCGACGGUUUGAGUUAUUUAUUCAAAAACGAGUCCAAACUCGUCGAGACAAUCGUCCAUAAAAUGGCAAAACUAGUCAUCAAAAAGGUUUAAUCAAUAAUCAACUCAUUGUGUAUAAAAUAAUUACAAAAUUCUGGUUAACUGUUGAUUAAUAAUAAUUAUCACAUUUAUCUC
Molecule: messenger RNA, 1002 nt
Organism: Oppiella nova
Lineage: Eukaryota; Metazoa; Arthropoda; Arachnida; Sarcoptiformes; Oppiidae
Source: the annotation of a GenBank genome assembly